AUGACUUCGUUAGAAAUUCCAUUACAAGAACCGUUGUCGCCACCACCAGCAGUGACAGUCACUCCUGACAUUCUCCGACAACAUUUUCCAGCCGUUGCUAUUGCACUAGCAGAUAUUGCUCUUCAAACGGACCCACAGGAACCAGUUGUUGCCACUGCUACUAUCGAAACUGCAACACAGCAGCAAGAGCAAGAAACAAUUGCUCUUAUGUCUGAUGGUAACGAACAGCAAGAACCACAACCUCAAACAACUAAUGUUGCUCCAGCUACGCCAGUGUCAGAGAAAAUCACUUGUGUCACUUGUUCUGGAGAAAUAGAAAAUGAUCAGCAGUCAAAAUAUCUUUAUUGCUCACAAAAACAUUUCUAUUGUAGGACCUGUACUCAAAAUCUUUUACGAUUAGUAUUUUCGGAACCUCAUUUUCAUUUGCCUUUAAAAUGCACCACAUGUUUUACGCUGAUUGAUGAUACUAUAAUCGAAAAUAUAUUAGAAUCUCGGCAACAAGAUCAAUAUCAGUCAAUGAUGUUAACUCUGAUAUGGUCGAAAGAUGAAUGUUUGAAUGAAAAUGAAUGUCUAGUUCAUUGUCCGUUUUGUACUUAUAUUGAAAUCCAUUACGACCUUACGGGUGAUAAUGAACCAUUUUUUCUCACUUGUAAACAUGAAAAUUGCAGGAAAACAUCGUGUUUAGUAUGUUUACACGAAUGUAGCACGGAUGAUAUUGCAGAGCAUUUAAAAUGUUUUGAAUUAAAAGAUGAGAAGAAACUGAUUGAUCAAGCAAUUGAAAAGGGAUCAAGGCAACAGUGUCCAUCGUGUGGGUUGUCCGGGAUGAAAAAUGACGCGUGCAUGCAUAUGUCGUGUCAAAAAUGUCAGGGUUAUUGGUGUUAUUUUUGUGGACAAGAGCCGGAUGAUAGCGAUAUGGACGGACAUAAUUAUGACUGGCAAACAGUUCGUGGUCGUUGUCCAAUGUAUUUGAUAAAUAUUUGUGAGUUGGAUAAUAGAUGGCCUAGCACUGAUUAUGAAUGUUUAGACUAUUUUCAUCAUCAUAGAACUUUAGCUCAAUUAUACGACGUAUACAAACAAUUAGGCGAAGAAAAAUUAAAUAGACUAAAUGAACAGUUUCGUUCCCUAGAUGGGUGUGGGUUCACAAUAGAUGAAAUAAAAGAAUUUGAUGAACUAAUAUUUGUUGACUAUGAUCAUGAAUGUCAACUGUAA
This is a messenger RNA of Didymodactylos carnosus, 1209 nucleotides long. NCBI's taxonomy places the organism in Eukaryota, Metazoa, Rotifera, Eurotatoria, Philodinida, Philodinidae. The record is from the annotation of a GenBank genome assembly.